This is a messenger RNA of Macrobrachium nipponense, 1714 nucleotides long. Its product is annotated as zinc finger protein 271-like. The transcript has a single exon. The record is from RefSeq and is a predicted model, not a curated record. The coding region runs from base 64 to 1515 and encodes 483 amino acids. Gene Ontology annotation, biological process: regulation of transcription by RNA polymerase II. Gene Ontology annotation, molecular function: DNA-binding transcription repressor activity, RNA polymerase II-specific; RNA polymerase II cis-regulatory region sequence-specific DNA binding. Gene Ontology annotation, cellular component: nucleoplasm. Lineage: Eukaryota; Metazoa; Arthropoda; Malacostraca; Decapoda; Palaemonidae.
ACAACAGGACAAUUUAAUCAGCUCCUUACAAGGAUUGAGUAUUGUACAUAGAACAUCCUGAAAAUGGAAGCUGAAAAAUCGUCAUCGUUGUUGUUAAUCAAAGAGGAAAAGAAUUUGGAGGAGGGUCUUAUUGAAAACACAGGUGAAGGCUCUUCAUUUGCAGACCCCUUCUUAGAAGUCAAGGCAGAACCAGAAUUUUUUGACCAUGGUGAAUUUGAUGUGAACUGUUCAUCCCAAUCUGUUAAGUAUGAGGAGGGCAUCUCUCCAAGCUGUGAUGAUGAAAGCGUAAAGAAGAUCUGUAUUGCAGAAGAAAGUAGACAUUUUGGCAGGAGAGAUGCGUUUUCAAAAAGAGAGAAAUCCCACAUGAGAGCCCAUAAAGAGGAAGUACAUACUUGUUCUAUAUGUAAAAAAAGUUUUUCUCAUUCAGCUAAUCUCAAAAACCACAUGAGAACUCAUACGGGAGAAAAACCAUAUAAUUGUUCUAUAUGUCAAAAAAGUUUUUCUCUCUCAACUAAUAUCAAAGACCACAUGAGAACUCAUACAGGAGAAAAACCAUAUAAUUGUUCUAUAUGUCAAAAAAGUUUUUCUCAAUCAAGUAAUCUCAAAAAACACAUGAGAACUCAUACAGGAGAACAACCAUAUAAUUGUUUUAUAUGUCAAAGAAGUUAUUCUCAAUCAAGUCAUCUAGAAUACCACAUGAGAAUUCAUACAGGAGAAAAACCAUAUAAUUGUUCUAUAUGUCAAAGAAGUUUUUCUCGAUCAAGUGAGCUGAAAAGACACAUGAAAACUCAUACAGGAGAAAAACCAUAUACUUGUUCUAUAUGUCAAAAAAGUUUUUCUCUCUCAACUAAUCUCAAAUACCACAUGAGAACUCAUACAGGAGAAAAACCAUAUAAUUGUUCUAUAUGUCAAAAAAGUUUUUAUCUCACAACUAACCUCAAAAGACACAUGAGAAUUCACACAGGAGAGAAACCAUAUAAUUGUUCUAUAUGUCAAAGAAGUUUUUAUCAAUCAAGUGAUCUCACAAAACACAUGAGAACUCAUACAGGAGAAAAACCAUAUAAUUGUUCUAUAUGUCAAAGAAGUUUUUAUCAAUCAAGUAAUCUCACAACACACAUGAGAACUCAUACAGGAAAAAAACCAUAUAAUUGUGAAAUGGGAGAGAAAUCAUAUAGCUGCUCUAUAUGUCAAAGACGUUUUUCUCAAUCAAGUGAUCUCAAAAAACACAUGAGAACUCAUACAGAAGAGAAAACAUAUACUUGCUCAACAUGUCAAAGAAGUUUUUCUCAAUCAAGUGAUCUCAAAAAACACAUGAGAACUCAUACAGGAGAAAAACCAUAUAAUUGUUCUAUAUGUCAAAGAAGUUUUUCUCAAUCAAGUGUUCUCAAAAACCACAUGAGAACUCAUACAGAAGAAAAACCAUAUAAUUGUUCUAUAUGUCAAAAAAGUUUUUCUCUCUCAACUAAUCUAAAAAAACACAUGAGAACUCAUACAGGAGAACUACCAUAUAAUUGAUUUAUAUGUCAAAGAAGUUAUUCUCAAUCAAGUGAUCUCAAAAACCACAUGAGAACUCAUGCAGGAGAAAAACCAUAUAAUUGUUCUAUAUGUCAUAAAAGUUUUUCUCUCUCAACUAAUCUUAAAAAACACAUGAGAACUCAUACAGGAGAACAACCUUAUAAUUGAUUUAUAUGUCAAAGAAGUUAUUCGCAAUCAA